AUGGUUCAAUCACCUCAGGACGGUCGAUCCUCCGAUGAGGAAAAGAACACAGCCGUUCCUGAAACCCAAACCCAUGUUCAACGUGAAGGCUCUGACUUUGAGUCAGAUGGGGAAUAUCAGGAGGGUAUUGAGCGCGUGCGCGCUAUUACCUCUGUUUGGACCAAGAAGACCUUGAUAAGCAUGUUUCUGAUGCUUUAUCUGAUCUCGUUUGUCGACAUGAUCAUGAAUUACGUCGACUCCGCUCUCAACCCCUACAUCACCUCCAGCUUCGGCGCCCAUGGUCUUCUCAACAUUGGAAGUAUUCUCGCUUCCAUCAUCGGCGCAUGCGCGCCUCUUCCUUUGGCCAAGGCCAUUGAUGUCUGGGGCCGUGUUGAAGGUUUUGCGUUCAUGAUGACUGUUUGCAUCGUCGGUAUGAUCAUGAAGGCUACUUGCACGACUGUCCAGAUGUACAUCGGUGCCCAUAUCCUUUACUGGGUUGGUCACAUUGGUGUCAUGUACGUCAUUGGCGUCAUGCUGGCCGAUAUGACUACCCUUACCAACCGUGCUUUCAUCUACGGUAUCAACACGACACCUCGUAUCGUCGCUACAUUCGCCAGUCCUGAGAUUGCUACUGGUUUCUACGAGAACCUCAACUUCCGCUGGGCGUUUGGUGCUUUUGCUAUCAUUAUUGCUGCAUGCAGUAUUCCUGCUAUGGCGACUAUGGUUUACAUGUUCCGCACAGCUACCAAGCAGGGCGUCAUCACCCGCAAGCGAUCGGACCGCACAUUCCUCCAGUCUCUCAAGCACUACUUUGUCGAGUUCGACAUUAUUGGAAUUCUGCUUCUUUGCGGUUGUAUCUCUUGUCUCCUUCUGCCUUACAGCUUGGCCGCUUAUGCUCCCAAGUCCUGGAAGACACCUUACAUCAUCGCUCUCGAGGUUCUGGGAGUCGUCCUGAUUCCCAUCUUCUACUUUUGGGAAGCCAAGAUUGCACCCGUCCAAUUCCUGCCUUUCAAGUACCUCAAGGAGCCCACCAUCAUCGGAUCAUGCUUACUCAACGCUGUCAUGUUCUUGUCUACCUUCAGCUGGAACGCUUACUUUGGUUCUUAUCUCCAGGUCGUCAACAGACUGAGCAUCUCCAACGCCAACUACGUCCUCAACGCCUACUCCCUCACUUCCUCCGUCAUUGCUCCUUUUGUCGGAUGGUUCGUUGCCAGGACUGGUAACAUCAAGUGGACUGCCAUGGCCGGUGCACCCAUCAUGCUUUUGGGUACCGCUCUGAUCAUUCCCUUCCGAUCUGAGGAUACCAACCCUGGUCUUCUGGCCUUUACCCAGAUCCUCGUCGGAUUCGGUGCAGGUGUUUUCUCCACCGUUGACCAAGUCGCCGUCAUGGCACCUGUCACCCACCAGUACCUCGCCGUCACCAGCGCUCUGUCUGGUCUUUUCGGUGGUGUCGGUGCCGCUAUUGGCUAUGCCAUUGCUGGUGGUCUCUGGAACAACGUCAUGCCUGUUCAAUUGGCUCAGCGUCUUCCCGAGGCUGUCAAGGCCAAUGCUACCAUUAUCUUUGGUGACAUCACGAUCCAGCAGUCUUUCGCAGAUGGCUCUCUUGAGCGUGAGGCUAUUGUCGGUGCUUAUGCCCACACUAUGAGACUGAUGGCUAUCACUGGUGUUGCUACCAUGCCUCUUUGUGUUCUGUCCAUUAUCAUCUGGAGGAACAUUAACGUCAAGAAGGUUGAGGAGGAGAAGGGUAAGCAGACCAAGGGUAUGGUCUUCUAA
Messenger RNA from Fusarium coffeatum, 1752 nucleotides. RefSeq lists its product as uncharacterized. Gene Ontology annotation, biological process: transmembrane transport. The transcript is spliced from 2 exons. Gene Ontology annotation, molecular function: transmembrane transporter activity. The record is from RefSeq and is a predicted model, not a curated record. NCBI's taxonomy places the organism in Eukaryota, Fungi, Ascomycota, Sordariomycetes, Hypocreales, Nectriaceae. The coding region runs from base 1 to 1752 and encodes 583 amino acids.